GGAAGACCCCUGGCACUGCAGGGUCCAUUGCAGGGUCUUUCCUAUUAAGCAGGGCUAAGAUUGGGUUGCACAGCAAAGCGAGGCAAAGGCAAGCCCUGCAUUUAAAAAGCAUCGCCUGUUCCCUCUCUAGCUUUCGGGUAUCCACUUGCUCUUCUUUGUACAGCCAACAGUCUCAAUAAAGCUGUUGUUGCCGGUGAGAAAUUGCAAGAUGGCUGCGCCCAGGGAAAAGGCGUGAUCCUGGGAUCCCUGUCCGUCCGGGACUCUUCCGCGCGCACCAUUGGCAUCUCAGUCCCUGGCAAACCCGUGAGCUUCCUUUUGAUCUUCUGGGGAGGAAAAAGCAGCGUACACAUAUGAUAAAUGGACACGCUGGCUUCGAUCCAAAAGAGAACAACCAGCACGUGAACUCAGUUUCUGCACCCAGAUUGCUUCUUCUGGGUGAUUACUGGUCUGGUUCAUACAUGAGUGCUGAUCGCUUAUCACAACAUUAGCCCGAUGGCUCGGAUAUGCAUGUGAGCCAUAACAUGAUCUCAAGUCCAGCACAGUGCUUUUCGCUGGGAACAACAGAAGCAUCUGUCUGGGAGUCUGAACACACUGAGAGACCAAGAGAGGCCACUCUUUGAGGCUCAGAUCAAAGAAUCAGCAGGAGAGAACUCGAACAGGGAACAAAAUCAUGCCAGCGUCUUUGAGGAAACUUCAGCAACUGGCUAUUUAUCUGGGAAUUGUAUCUGGUGGGGGAUGUUCCCUUAUGUACUACUACAUGCAGAAGAGCUUUGCCAGAACACAGUAUUAUCAACAGGCUCUUGAGCAGCUUCAUAAGGACCCCAAAGCCUUGGAGGUACUUGGCGCACCUCCUCUUAAAGUACAUUACAUCAGGCUGACAGACAAGCACAAUUGUGUCGAUGAAUCAAGAGCACAGAUAAAGAUUCCAGUAUCUGGAACAAAGGCAGCUGGAGACCUUCAUGUCAAUUCAGAAAAAGACUUCUCCCUCAACAGGUGGUGUCUGCAGGAAGCCACACUACAACUCUCAAAUGGUCACCAUAUACCUGUGUACCGUUCGCCGGUGGAGAAUACCGCUCAGGAUAUGUGACUGUAACCCUGCUCAAGUACCUUCAUAGCCAAUGAACAGCUGAACUGACACCUUCAACAGGAAUGAAAUCUGCAUGUCUUUUUAAAACGUGGUGCUUAUUUCUCCUUUAUAAGGCUUGAAGACAAACUGGGCCUGGGCGGGGGCAGGGUGGGGUGGAAACAUGCUAGAAGGCAGCAGCUGCUCAAGUGAUAUUUGCACUAAUGCUAAAUGCCGGCUGAUCGUAGGAGGCGAUGGGAUUAAAAAAUUAUGAUUGGAUUGUGGAAUUGAAGUGAGAUGGAACUAUUGCCCUAAUCCCCCCACUUCUCCCAAUGAGCUUAGAGUGGCUUGGAGGUUUUGCAGACGGCAUUUGAAGGUUCAAUAGGAGAACUUUGUCAAGGGGCUGAACAGAUCUGGCCUGACACCCCUACACCAAGUGUCUGCCGUGUGAUUUAAUGCGUGUGAUUUAAUGCGUACGGCUUGCAGUUUUAGUACCUAAACUUGCAACUCCUUAUUUCAAUAAAUCAAUCUCUUUCA
Sphaerodactylus townsendi is the source of this 1600-nucleotide messenger RNA. Its product is annotated as cytochrome c oxidase assembly factor 1 homolog. The record is from RefSeq and is a predicted model, not a curated record. Bases 671 to 1087 code for a protein of 138 amino acids. Gene Ontology annotation, cellular component: mitochondrial inner membrane. The transcript is spliced from 8 exons. Lineage: Eukaryota; Metazoa; Chordata; Lepidosauria; Squamata; Sphaerodactylidae. Gene Ontology annotation, biological process: mitochondrial respiratory chain complex I assembly; mitochondrial respiratory chain complex IV assembly.